Exophiala aquamarina CBS 119918 is the source of this 804-nucleotide messenger RNA. RefSeq lists its product as uncharacterized. Gene Ontology annotation, cellular component: SAGA complex; transcription factor TFIID complex; nucleus. NCBI's taxonomy places the organism in Eukaryota, Fungi, Ascomycota, Eurotiomycetes, Chaetothyriales, Herpotrichiellaceae. Bases 1 to 804 code for a protein of 267 amino acids. The record is from RefSeq and is a predicted model, not a curated record. Gene Ontology annotation, molecular function: RNA polymerase II general transcription initiation factor activity; promoter-specific chromatin binding. The transcript is spliced from 2 exons. Gene Ontology annotation, biological process: transcription initiation at RNA polymerase II promoter.
AUGGCAACCGAAACAAAUGACAGCACCGCUCCGCCUAAGGAGAUGGACGUCGACGUUGACGCAGAAAUGGAAGACACGCAAGACACUGCAACAGCGACCGCCACCGACGCCGCCACCACAGGAGCCGCUGGCGGCAGCGGGAGUAACAAUGCGCAGAACAAUGAGUUCUUAUCAGCGGCACUCGACAUUGAGUUCACACAGCCUGAAGCCCAGCCUGCAGCGGCGGGCGCGGCAACGGCGACGACGACAGGAGGCACGGGGGGCGUAACGGGCACUGGCCUGCUACAUGGAAAUCGCAAGGACGUGACGCUGCGCGAGUUCCUGAGCAAGAUGGAUGAUUAUGCGCCAAUUAUCCCCGACGCCGUAACAGCACACUACCUGACCCUAUCCGGGCUCCCACCGCCCUCGGCCGCCGACCCAACGGGCGCAAGCACGAACACGACACCGCUCCCACUGGCACGACUCCUCGCGCUUGCGACGCAGAAGUUCGUGGCCGAUAUCGCCGCCGACGCGUACCAGUACAGUCGGAUCCGGUCGUCGAAUUCCGCAUCGGCCAAUAACCCCCUCGGUGCGGGCGGCAUAGGUGCUGGUGGACCUGGAGGGGCGGCAGGCGUGGGCGCAAGCGGUGCUGGUGGCGCAGGCAAGGUACAGCAGGCGGCGCAGUUGGGUGUGCAGAGGACUGGGUUCGGUGGUGGCGGCCAGGGCGGGAGUGGGCAGGGACGCACGGUCUUGACUAUGGAGGACCUGGGCAUGGCGGUGCAGGAGUAUGGGAUUAAUAUCAAGAGGGGAGAGUUCUACAGAUAA